Molecule: messenger RNA, 1632 nt
Organism: Batrachochytrium dendrobatidis JAM81
Lineage: Eukaryota; Fungi; Chytridiomycota; Chytridiomycetes; Rhizophydiales
Exons: 2
Coding region: 1-1632 (543 amino acids)
Source: RefSeq, a predicted model, not a curated record
AUGAAACUGCCCACUCUUUGGAAAAAGAAAAGUAAACUGGUAAACACCGCUGCUGGCGAAAGUGAAUCGCACUCCACCCACAUUGACAGCCAGAUCUGCAGUAAUUGCUCGGUUGACAACGACUAUGCUCAUCACCAUCCAUGUCACCAUAAGAACCAUUGUCCGCACACUAUGCCACAAAGUCCAAGUUCAACCAAAACUCCAAUCGUUCAUAGCAACUCACCUAGACGCACCCUAUACAGUGAAUACGACGAUUUGGAAUGUUUCACCAAGCAUCCCUGUCUGGGAGAAGUGCAGACAGCCUCACACUCUAACCUUUCAAGCCGUUUACACUCAUUACCACAUUCACCCAUAAGCUAUUGCGGGUCUUGCUCUCAAACUCAACCUUUUGUACUUUUACAAAAGCCCAUUACUUGCAGUUGCGUCGCGACUCUUGUAGAUCUGAACGACCAAGUCAUCGACAUUGGACCUUCUGAUUCUGCUUGCAGCAUUGCCGCAUCCAACCCGUCUAUUCAAACCAACAUCCUUGGUUCUGAUUUAAAAUCUACAAACUUAAUACAGGGACCUCUGUCUCAAGCCGACGAAAAGUCGGAGAUUUGGAAUGGCCAGGUUCUCUCUUUCAAGUCAACAGAUACAGAUGUUUUAUCAUAUCGGCUUUGCGAUCACACUACUGUUACACUAAGUAGACAGUUUAGCAUGAAUCAAACCAAGAGUGUACGGAGCACACCGGAUUUAAUAUCCUCACCAAAGCACUCGAAUGUGCAGCAUUGGUGCAAUCAAGACUCGGAUGACAACUUUUAUGCUAAAUCUAAUGAUACCGCUGUCGAUCCUCCGGUUCAAUCUAAUCAUACUUUUAUUUCAAGGCGAAAGAGUUUUUUCAAAGGAUUGUUGGACUCCAACACAGAGCCUAAACGCACGGUACGACCAAAAUUGAAUAGCGAACCUAAGCCAUCGCGCUGGACAUUGGCUGAUGAUCAAAAGGUAAAGGAUGUAGGGAACGAUCUCAAUUUUAAAAAGACAACCAAGACUACCGAGUCUAGCAUUCCAAAACCGACAUCGAAAAUAGCAAACUCGCUUUUUCAAUGGUCUAAAAACCCAUUUUCUUGGCUGAAAUCUCAUUCCAGCUGGUGGCAGGCCAACUCGACACGAUCCCCUUUUUGUGCCAACACAGGCCCCGCACCAACCAAAGUAUAUAAAAGCUCAUUUUCAAGCACUCAGCAGGAUCCUUUGCCAGACACUCAACCAUCUACACCUUUCUGCGAUGUAGCGGAGGAAGUCAACACCGACUCGCAUAAACUCAGCCAUCACACUUCUAGCAUGGUGCAGCCUAUUCCAGCUCGUAAUUAUGAACACGGUCUUCAUGUUCCGUCCAUUGGCACAACUCCCAGGAACAAUCUUUCCAAUACUGAGAGUAGAUCACAUCAUCAAUUUGUUGGAUUUAAUCAGAAAACUAGCGUGUUGGAAAUGAUGGAACAACUGGCCGAUAAUCAAUCAAUGAAUGAAAAGAAACUCCGCAGAGGCAGUUUCCAAAGUAAAGGAGCGGAAAUAAUAGCCAAAUCCGGACUUGCUGGAUUUGCUGCUUCUGCUAUGGCGGCAGCAGCAGCAACUGCAACUGCCACCGCUUCUCGAUGA